AUGCUCAAUUCUUCUAAGGAGAAAGCGAGGAAUACUGGCAGAACACAGCGGUCGAGAAAACGAGCAUCUGUGGCCUGCCAGUCAUGCCACGUCCGCAAAGUAAGGUGCAGUCUCCCACAGACUGGCCGACCCUGCGCCAACUGCUCGUUAGACGAUGUCUCAGGUGUGCCGCGGGUGAGCAAGAGAGCAAACGCGGUAUCCUCGCCGUCGAAUGGCAAUGCCGCGGUACAGAGUACUCCUCUGGAGGGUAGCAGCUUUCCACCCGGCCCCGAGCGACUCGGUGCAUCGGAGGAUCUAUCUGUGCGGAGCGGGCAGACUCCUACAGCUCUGUCCAUUGAUGAGACUGGAGAUGGCACCGAAACACCUUAUCAUCCGUUCAACGAGCAUUUCAGCCAUCACAAUGGAGGUGGUACGGGAACGUCGCAACCAGUCGGAGAUACGGCAGAUAAGUGCUAUUCCCCGUUAUAUGGCGACCCCCGGGGCGUUGGCCUGGUAGUGGACAUCUGCGAACCGGAGCCGAGGAACAAAAGCGGGCACUUUCUUGUCCCACGAAUUGGCCCAACUCAUAUGGACCAGGAAACGAUGGAUUACCUGUGCCGUAAGGGCGUCUUCGACUUACCCACUCCUUCUGUCUGCGAAAUGAUCAUACGGACGUACUUCCACUAUGUGCAUCCCUUUUUCCCAGUUGUUGAUGCCCGUUCAUUCCUUAAUAUGUUUGAAAAUGUGCGCAACGAAGUGAGCGUGCAUCUGCUGUGGAGCAUGUUUCUAGCUGCUGCAAAUUUCGCAGAUGACAGCAUCCUAAAAGCAGCCAACUUUUCAUGUCGAAAAGAGAUGAAGCGUGCAAUGUAUAUCCGAGCUAAGGCUCUUUAUGACGCAGAGUAUGAGAGAAGGAAGAUUACUCUAAUCCAGGCGGUACUUCUGACAGGCUUCUGGUAUUCGGACACUGAAGACAGGACCGGACCUUGGCAUUGGAACGGCGUUGCCAUCGGUCUGUGCCAAACAAUAGGGCUGCACCGGCAGCCAAACACCGGUCGAAAACAUAGUAAAGCCAUCUCCAUGAGCGACAGCAGAAUAUGGCGGCAGAUAUGGUGGAGCUGCUUUUACCGUGAAGCGUGGUUCUCUGCCGGCAUGGGCAGGCCCAUGCGCAUCAACCUAGCCGACUGCAGUACCCCGAUGCCAGAUACCAAAGAUCUGGAUAACCUGCUCGCGGGUAUUCCGGAGAGUAUUCAAAGAAAGUACCUUCCUGAAAGCACUGAGGUCUUGUCUAAGCUAUGGACAGAGCUGUUAGCACUUACGGUCUCUUUAGCCAAGAUUCUCUCAUGGCAAAAUCGAGCGGAGCGGAUGCGACCAAGUAGGAGUGAAAUACAGCACAUGGACGAUAACGUUCGACAGUAUUAUUCCCGCAAAGGCCACGCCAUAGCUCACACGCACAGUCACGUCGUCUCCUUACACGCGUACCACCUAGAGCUGUAUUUAGAGUCCGUUAUUCUCAUCCUAUACCGGCAAUUCCUUUUUGAUAAGCCAGAAACGAAUUCCCCUGUUGAAUCUGCAGACGAAUGGACAUCAACUGUGGUGCGCAGGACCAGAGACGCCGCGACGAACACCAACAAGAUCCUCGGCGACAUGAUCGGUGCUGAUAUGAUCAGCAGCGCUCAAGCGAUGGUCUGCAUUGCCUUGGUCCCCGCAUUGCAAAUCCAUCUCCUUGACACCACGUCUGAAAAACAGUUAGUGCGACGCAUGGGCUGCCACAACCUCGAAUUUUGCAUGAUGAUUAUCGAGGAGCUCAAAACCGUGUACUUCGGCGCUGAAAUACUUUCAAGAAUGUUCACCAAGGCAAAGAGCCGGCUUUACAAUCAGACGGUUGCUCCCGCCACAACUCCUAGGGAGUAUAUCCCGACGUCGUCGCGUGAUCCUACGAUUGGUUCUAUUCCAGACGCGGCAGAUGAUGCACGGCAGGAUGAUGCGGAGAUAUUUGAUGCCUUCUCGACGAUAUUGAGUCCCUUUGCCUCAGUGACAGCUUGUGGAUUAUUCGACGAUGACGAGCUGUUGGCUUUCGAAUCCGACAUCACGCUCGGGCAACUGAUGUUCCCUGAGCCCGAAUCCUCGGCAGGUACACGUUAG
Molecule: messenger RNA, 2121 nt
Organism: Aspergillus fischeri NRRL 181
Lineage: Eukaryota; Fungi; Ascomycota; Eurotiomycetes; Eurotiales; Aspergillaceae
Product: Zn(II)2Cys6 transcription factor
Exons: 8
Coding region: 1-2121 (706 amino acids)
Biological process (GO): DNA-templated transcription; regulation of DNA-templated transcription
Molecular function (GO): DNA binding; DNA-binding transcription factor activity, RNA polymerase II-specific; zinc ion binding
Source: RefSeq, a predicted model, not a curated record